Molecule: messenger RNA, 3470 nt
Organism: Ylistrum balloti
Lineage: Eukaryota; Metazoa; Mollusca; Bivalvia; Pectinida; Pectinidae
Product: transitional endoplasmic reticulum ATPase
Exons: 18
Coding region: 67-2475 (802 amino acids)
Biological process (GO): autophagosome maturation; mitotic spindle disassembly; retrograde protein transport, ER to cytosol
Cellular component (GO): nucleus; VCP-NPL4-UFD1 AAA ATPase complex; cytosol
Molecular function (GO): ATP hydrolysis activity; ATP binding; polyubiquitin modification-dependent protein binding
Source: RefSeq, a predicted model, not a curated record
UUACGGCCAUUUUUGACUGAAGAGGACGUGGACCUCGCGUGAAUAUUAUAUUGAAAAAAUAUAGCGAUGGCAGAAGGAACAAAUGAUGACUUGGCAACAGCUAUCCUUAAGCCAAAGGAGCGGCCAAACAGGCUUCUUGUGGAAGAAGCUAUCAAUGAAGACAACUCUGUUGUAUCACUUUCGCAGACUAAAAUGGAUGAGCUCCAGCUGUUCCGUGGAGACACAGUCCUUCUGAAGGGCAAGAGACGUAAGGAAACUGUAUGCAUUGUGUUAUCAGAUGAUACAGUUACUGAUGACAAAAUCAGAAUCAACAGAUGUGUCAGAAACAACUUGAGAGUUCGUUUGGGAGAUGUUGUGAGCAUCCAAGCCUGCCCAGAUGUAAAAUAUGGAAAGAGGAUCCAUGUUCUACCAAUUGAUGACACAGUGGAAGGACUCACUGGAAAUAUUUUCGAGGUGUACCUCAAGCCAUACUUCAUGGAAGCAUACAGGCCCAUAAAAAAAGGAGACAUAUUCCUUAUCCGUGGAGGGAUGAGAGGUGUGGAGUUCAAAGUGAUUGCAACAGACCCUGAUCCAUACUGUAUUGUAGCACCAGAGACUGUUAUCCAUUGUGAAGGGGAACCAGUCAAGAGAGAGGAGGAGGAAGAAGCUCUAAAUGAGGUUGGCUAUGAUGACAUUGGAGGAUGCAGAAAACAACUUGCUCAGAUUAAAGAAAUGGUAGAGUUACCCCUGCGACAUCCACAGCUCUUUAAAGCUAUUGGUGUGAAGCCCCCUCGAGGUAUCCUGCUGUACGGACCACCAGGAACUGGUAAAACUCUCAUUGCUAGAGCUGUGGCUAAUGAAACGGGUGCCUUCUUCUUUCUCAUAAAUGGUCCUGAAAUUAUGAGUAAGUUAGCUGGAGAAUCUGAAAGCAACCUUCGGAAAGCCUUUGAAGAGGCAGAGAAAAAUGCACCAGCCAUCAUCUUUAUUGAUGAGUUGGAUGCAAUCGCACCAAAGAGAGAAAAGACGCACGGAGAGGUAGAAAGAAGAAUUGUAUCACAACUUCUCACACUCAUGGAUGGUUUGAAACAGAGAUCCCAUGUCAUUGUUAUGGCAGCCACUAACAGACCUAACAGCAUUGAUACAGCUUUGAGAAGAUUUGGACGAUUCGACAGGGAAGUUGACAUUGGUAUCCCUGAUGCCACUGGACGUUUGGAAAUCCUACGCAUUCACACAAAGAACAUGAAACUUGGUGAUGAUGUAGAUCUGGAACAGGUUGCCUCAGAGACCCAUGGACAUGUUGGUGCAGAUUUGGCUGCUCUUUGUUCAGAGGCUGCUCUUCAGCAAAUUCGAGAAAAGAUGGAUCUCAUUGACUUAGAAGAUGACACGAUAGACGCUGAAGUACUUGACUCUUUAGCUGUGACCAUGGAAGAUUUCAGGUGGGCUUUGGGAAAGAGCAACCCAAGUGCUCUCAGGGAAACUGCCGUAGAGGUGCCAAGUGUCACAUGGGAUGAUGUUGGUGGUUUGGAAAAUGUCAAAAAGGAACUCCAGGAAUUAGUUCAGUAUCCAGUAGAACAUCCAGAGAAAUUCAUGAAGUUUGGAAUGACACCCUCAAAAGGUGUUCUGUUCUAUGGUCCACCUGGAUGUGGUAAAACUUUGCUGGCUAAGGCCAUUGCUAAUGAAUGCCAAGCCAACUUUAUCUCAAUCAAAGGUCCAGAACUGUUAACCAUGUGGUUUGGAGAGUCAGAAGCCAAUGUCAGAGACAUUUUUGAUAAGGCUCGAUCUGCUGCACCUUGUGUCCUGUUCUUCGAUGAGUUAGAUUCCAUAGCAAAAGCCAGAGGUGGAAAUGCAGGAGAUGGAGGUGGUGCUGCAGACAGAGUUAUCAACCAGCUGCUUACAGAGAUGGAUGGUAUGAGUGCAAAGAAAAAUGUUUUCAUCAUUGGAGCCACAAACAGACCAGAUAUCAUUGAUCCAGCCAUUCUGCGACCUGGUCGUCUUGACCAACUGAUCUACAUUCCUCUUCCUGACAGCAAAUCUAGAGUUUCUAUUCUCAAGGCCAACCUCAGGAAAUCACCUGUUUCUAAGGAUGUUGAUGUGGAAUACCUAGCUAAGGUCACACAGGGCUUCAGUGGUGCUGAUCUAACUGAGAUCUGUCAGAGGGCAUGUAAACUGGCCAUCCGACAGUCUAUAGAGGCAGAAAUUAGGAUGGAGAGGGAACGUGCCAACAACCCUGAUGCAGAUAUGGAAACAGAGGACUAUGACCCUGUACCAGAAAUAUCAAGAGCUCACUUUGAGGAGUCAAUGAAAUUUGCCAGGAGAUCAGUCAAUGACAAUGACAUCAGGAAAUACGAAAUGUUUGCACAGACCUUGCAACAGAGUAGAGGAUUUGGAGGAAACUUCAGAUUCCCAGGACAAAGUGAAGGCAGAAAUGAGCCAAGGCAAGGUGGAAAUUCUGGAGGAAACUUCAAUGAACAAGAUGAUGAUGACCUCUACAGUUAAACAUAGAUUUCUUCAUAACCAGGAUAUCCCAAUUCAUACUCGGAUAACAACAUCUCUUUAAUGUGACAUUAUAUGAAAUGCAUCACUAACAUCAAUGUAAGUUGUGAAGAUUUCCUGUGUCGUCUUCUUCGCAGCAUGAGUUGUUGAGCAUACUUUUUUCAUUCAUACAGACUUGGGAUUAUACUGCCAUGAUGUCUUCGAUGUUAUUUAUUCACCUUUAUAAAUCAUUUUAUGUGCAUAGUAAGUUUUUGUCAGAAAAAUAAUCAUUGAGUUCCUAACACUGCAUUGUUUGUUCUUAAUCUUGAUUCAUAAUUGUGUUCUCAAUUAGCUGUUUUUAAGGAGUGUACAGUUAUUGUUGCAACACCAUCAUAACAGUAUGCUUUGUGUAAUUGAAAUGGAGGCAAGUGAUUGGAAUAUUCUUCUCACAAAAAUUGACUCUGCAGAACACAAGUUGAAUAGAAGAUCCAACUCUGAAAAUAACAUUUUGGAUUGAAGAUUCAACGAGGCACAAAUGGAUGAUUCAUGUUCUUUGUUGGUUAGUAUAAGUUUUUAUAGAAGUAUCAUUUAACAGGUAUUUUUGUUUCUGUAAAUGGAUUACCUCCCUUUAAACCUUAAAGUACAGGUUAUACGUCUCUUGGGCUUAAUUUAUUGUACUAUUAUUUUUCCAUUUUAUAUAUCCAGUGUAUAUAGAUUCAAUUAAGUUGUCCUGACUGAUCAGAUAGCCACCAUUGGCUAUAUCUGGUGUUUGAAACAAAUAUAUUAGAUGCACGAAAAUGAUGAUUUUGAUGAAUGCUUUUGUUGAUACCGUAGCUUUUUUGAAGGUGAAUGCACACAUUUAUAUAUAAUUCCAGUGAUGAUAUCUGGGGUCAUUGAUGCUUUGUCUUGUGAUGUCAGUAGUGCUAUGUAAGAAGAGAGUAAAGGACAAAUCUUGUCAUUGAUCACAGAUGGUCUGAAAUGUGAUUGAAAAAAAAAUGAAUAAAAAGUUCCUGAAAAUA